AUGGACCAGAAUCGCCCUGUGCCCCUCUACCUAGUGGGCUUCGGCAUAACCUGCCCUUUGAUGAUCACAGCAGCCCUGCAACUGCCUGCUUCCUAUAACAACGGCGGACUCGAGAAAGUCCUCUGUGGUCGCCCGUUAGGCCUAGAAAGUCCCGCUCCAUCGCGUCCCUGGCUCAGUGGUCUCAUUUGUCUGGGCAUGCCCCUUACUUUGCCGGCACAUCAGCUGGAGGUGCUGGCUGCAAUUGGUCGUCGUUGCUCACUUCUUCUCCUUGUGGGGGGCUGUUCGCGCUUUGGGGGUGCACAGGAGGCCUCUCGGUUCCGCGACUCCCUCAUUGCUGCUCGUCGGCGUGCACCACAGCCUUCAGAGGUGGGAAUUGGAGGUGCAGCUAGUGGCGAGGGUGCCAGCACCAAGCCCAACGAAUUCGAUCUGCAGCUUCUUAUCGUGGGUGGAGCAGAUCACCUCCUCCGACUACAUACCUCCACCGCCCGCCGUUGGUCCACCACCCAAGCAGUUGUUGACUCCGCUCUGAUUGUAAGCCUUGUCAAGAUUGCUAUUGUUUGUAUUUAA
Molecule: messenger RNA, 567 nt
Organism: Dibothriocephalus latus
Lineage: Eukaryota; Metazoa; Platyhelminthes; Cestoda; Diphyllobothriidea; Diphyllobothriidae
Source: the annotation of a GenBank genome assembly